This is a messenger RNA of Ogataea philodendri, 267 nucleotides long. RefSeq lists its product as uncharacterized. The record is from RefSeq and is a predicted model, not a curated record. Bases 1 to 267 code for a protein of 88 amino acids. The transcript has a single exon. Lineage: Eukaryota; Fungi; Ascomycota; Pichiomycetes; Pichiales; Pichiaceae.
AUGAUGAACAGAACUACCACGAUAAUCCCGAAUCUGUACCCAAUCACAACAAGUAAAGGUGACGCGUCAGAUCGCGAGAUAGAUGGCCGUGUUAACCGGCGAACGCAAGCCAUUUUCGGGAUCGGUGAUGGAGCACCAAAACUCAAAGCUGCUACAAAGGUUAAGUCAAUUUCUCAGCGGUAUGCGAUGACGCGCAAGCUACUCGCUGAGCUAAAAAAGAGAACUCCUCAUAAUUAUGAACAGAAGAAUAUUCCUAGAGUAUUCUAA